AUGAUGGGAUACUGGUAUUUGAAUUUAAUGACUAAAGAAAUGCAAUUUGGUGAAGUUUGUCAAAGUUCAAACAGUUUAGUAACGGAUUUUUUAAAUUUAAAUGAUGAUGAUCCACUAAUAAUAAAUACUCAAUUUAAAAUUAAAGAAUCUUUGGAGAUAUUGGAUCAAACAAUAAAGAAUAAUAAAUUUAAUGAAAUUUCAAUAAGUUAUAAUGGUGGGAAAGAUUGUCUUGUUAUGUUAAUAUUAUAUUUAUCUUCAUUAUCCAAACAUUAUUCCAAGGAAGAAUUAAAUAAUUUUGGAGAAUUACAAUCAAUUUAUAUAAAUUAUGAAUUACAAUUUCCUGAAUUAAUUAAAUUUAUUGAAUCAUCCACCAUAAGAUAUAAAUUAAACUUAACUUCCAUAACAAUGAAUUUAAAAGAUGGUUUUGAAAAAUAUUUAUCUCAUAAUCCACAAAUAAAAUCAAUAAUUGUCGGGACAAGAAGAUCAGAUCCAUUUGCCUCAGAUUUAAAACAUAUACAAAAAACAGAUCAUGGUUGGCCUGAAUUUAUAAGAAUUCAUCCAGUUAUAAAUUGGCAUUAUGAUGAAAUUUGGUGUUUUUUGAAAACUAAUAAAAUUGAAUAUUGUAAAUUAUAUGAUCAAGGUUUUACUUCAUUAGGUGGUAUAAAUUCCACAAUACCAAAUCCAAAUUUAAAAUUAUCAAAUGGGGGAUAUUUACCUGCUUAUAAAUUAUUAGGAAAUGAUUCACAAGAAAGAGAUGGAAGAAAUAUUAAAUCAAUUGAAAAAGAAGUUAGAGAUGAAUGA
This is a messenger RNA of Hansenula ciferrii, 801 nucleotides long. It is a transcript of the gene FAD1, whose product is annotated as FMN adenylyltransferase. Gene Ontology annotation, biological process: FAD biosynthetic process. The transcript has 2 exons. The coding region runs from base 1 to 801 and encodes 266 amino acids. The record is from RefSeq and is a predicted model, not a curated record. Gene Ontology annotation, molecular function: FMN adenylyltransferase activity. Lineage: Eukaryota; Fungi; Ascomycota; Saccharomycetes; Phaffomycetales; Wickerhamomycetaceae.